GUUGGUUAGGCUCCUCCCCUUUGGGGGCGGAGCAAGCCAUUCCACGAUCGUUUUCCACGAUAUACCAGUACACGGUACACGGUACGCGCACACGAUAUACCGCGGCCCCAUUCUUGUGACUUGUUCAAUUUUCUGUGUUAAAUUUGCCUGACGCCUUUAGUCAUUAAGAUGCAAACAGGCAAUCCGUUGGAAUCACAGAAAAACACAACAGUUGAAGCUGUACCUAGUGAUGAAGAAUUUUUUUGCAAAUGGGUUCUUUACUAUGAAGUGGGGUUAUCACGUGUCAGAAUAUGGGAUUUGGCCAUUUUUGUCCCCAACUUUAUCUUCUUCUUGUUUAUGCUUGUCCAGUUCAACAGAGCUAGACUGAAAUUAAGAGCUACAUCAAGCCCCAUAUUUGCCACAUUUUUUAGUUUGGUGGUGUUAAAUGUUUUAAUUAGUCUAAUUCGAUGUGUAGUCUCAAUGACAGUAAAUGCCUCCUUAGCAGCAGGAGAUUAUGCAGAUAAAGUUUUGUGGAUAAUAGUGCGUUUUUUUCUCCUUUCAACUGAAAUGAGUGUAGUCAUAUUUGGUCUUGCAUUUGGGCACCUUGAAAGCAAAACCAGUAUUCGAAGAGUACUGUUGGCAACCUCAUGUAUUUCUCUAGCAUUCUCAGUUAGUCAAGGAGCUCUAGAAUUUGUUUCCCCUGAUGAAUCAUUUCAUGUUCAUACAAAGGACUAUGAUUUAUUUGGUCAUGGUGGAAUGAUGUUCUGGUUUGUUUCCUCCAUAGUUUUUGCAUCUGUGUAUGCAAUCAUAACUUUGUUACCAUGGUCAAGAUUAAGAGAACGACUUGCGCUACCAACCAAGAAAAAUUUUUAUUAUUACGUUGGCAUGCUCUCUGUACUUAAUGGAAUCCAAUGUGUCGGCAGCGGACUUCUUCUAUAUCGCGUGACGGAAUGUGGUCUAUGUAUUGUGGAUGUUACCACACUGCUUUACUACACUUUUCUGACGCCCUUCGUCUACUAUACGUUCUUGGCAGAUUUUUUCAGUGUCGCUCAACCUGUUCUUCUGUUUUCAUACAAAUCCCAAAUAGACGACUCCGGAGAAGAGGAAAGUGUUUCCCUACCUCACCAACAUUCGUUUUCAUCGCUGAAAGCGGAUUCGGACUACAUUUAUCAAGCCAAUGGCUUCUAUGAUAGCACUCAAUUGGAUACGAGCUCUACUCCGAUUCAUCCGUUGUAUGCAGUGUCUCUCCGGAGCCCUGACAGUGUUACAGGUUAUAGUAUCUCUAGUGUAAAUGCUGACCAGUCGGUCGCUUUCCAUCAGUAAAAGAAAAGGGAGUAUGUGAAUCUGCUUAACUGAAUCCCGUUGUGCUGAAACGCUUACCGUGAUUUUUCGUAAAUAUUACUUGUACUAUCAAAGAAGCCACCAAAAAUUUUCGGUAAUUUGAGAAACGCUCAUAAGCCGCCAUGCGACAUCGCUUUACGUCUGAUUUGGUUGGUGGACAAAAAUGAAAUUUUUGUCCAGUUUCCUAGAUGCUAAGACUUCUCAUUGGAAAAGUCAGAGUAUCGGUUGCUGCAACUGAAGUUGUAAACAAUUUUACAAUGAUGUUGCAAAUCAACUUUCCCCCAUUAGUGGGUUAAUGCAAACUUUUGAAAGUUGUAAAUGUUUCCGUAAUUUUCCUUAGAUCUAAAUGGGAAGACGGUAUUUUACCUGAUUCUUCAACUGAUUUUCAUUGACUGAAGUAUAGGUAAAUGAAGGGUUAAAGAUCUGGUUCAGAACUGAUUUGUUUUUUGUUGGCUUGCAGCUUGCGGGUUUCCGGGUAAGGAAGUUAAGAUCCAAAACCGAAAAAAAAAUUUUUCACUACAAGCUUUAGUCAUACUUUUCUUCUCCCCGGUGCGCUACGUGCAUAUCUCUGUAACGUAGUUGAACCAAAAGAUAACCAGUCACGUAAAAAUGUUUCAUCCUCUGUCACUGGAAAUUGUCAUGGAACUAUACCACGCAUGUCACCAUUUCUGAAUAUUAUAUGGCCAUUUAAAGUUCACUCUAUCCUGAUAACAAGCUUAAGGAAAAAUAUUGUUUCCAAUAUCCGUUAGCAAUUUGAAAGAGAGUAAGGAGGAUUUUCAAUUAUAAUUUUGAUUUUUUAUUUGUCGUCUUGGUUCUGAAGAAAAAUUAACUCAGUGAUACGAACAACGUCACUGAGGUGAUGGUUGUCAUGGCGGCUUACGUUCGUUCGAAGUUUUCCCAUACACGACUUGGUUGCUGUAAUUGAAUUGUUUGUAAAAGAGAACUAGAAUCAAACGUGAGUUUUUAAUUAAUCUUAUGACACAAGCGCUCACCCUUAUGCGAAUACUAGUCAUAGAGAUGGCAUAUACUUAUGAUAUUUAUACGAAUUUAUCUACGUCCGUUUCAUUAUCAAUUAUGUAACUUUGUCAUUUGGUUUUAAUACAACAUGGAUCAACCCUG
This is a messenger RNA of Daphnia magna, 2439 nucleotides long. Its product is annotated as transmembrane protein adipocyte-associated 1 homolog. Gene Ontology annotation, biological process: G protein-coupled receptor signaling pathway. The record is from RefSeq and is a predicted model, not a curated record. Bases 169 to 1302 code for a protein of 377 amino acids. NCBI's taxonomy places the organism in Eukaryota, Metazoa, Arthropoda, Branchiopoda, Diplostraca, Daphniidae. Gene Ontology annotation, molecular function: G protein-coupled receptor activity. The transcript is spliced from 8 exons. Gene Ontology annotation, cellular component: plasma membrane.